UCCCCUCACUAUCACCAGCUAGCCAUGCCCAAUCCACACUCAUCGUCCGCUACUAAAACAAAAGGGCAUUAUCAUACCAAGAAGAACGUGCACGUGACGGCACUGGACAGUGUGGUGGAUGUGAACUCACUGUUCACCAUCGCCAUGUUUUUGGGGCUGGACAAUGAGCUGGUCUCGCCGGGGGAGUUGCAGAGCCUUAACGUCCGGGAGGAGUGCCAGCCGGGAGCCAACACCGCCAAGAUGCUCAUCGUCUUCGAGAUAAUCUCCUUCAGCUUCUACCUCUUCUCCUCCCUCGUCGCCCAGUCGAUCAAGCUGUCGCUCGAUCUACAGCCGCCAGACCAGGUGGCCGGAAAGGAUGGCUCCGAAGAGUCGUUAUGGUUGACGACGGGAGUCCUCUUCUCAGCGAUGUCGUCGAUGCUGGGGUGCUUGUUCAUGCUGGUGUCUGUGGUGUAUGUGGUCGAGUUGAGGCUGGGAGUGCUUUCUUGCAUGGCUGCGUCGACGCUUGUGAGUGUUGCGUUCUUGAUCCCGUUGUCGUUGACCGGAAUAAUCAUCUACGUUUUUGUGGCCAUCAGCGUAUAUGUUAGCCGUGCUAGUGGCCCCGACGCCGGCGGCGGCCAACAGGAAGCCUAGAAUUAAGCUUUCCCUUAAGCGGCUUAGCCC
Ipomoea triloba (trilobed morning glory) is the source of this 660-nucleotide messenger RNA. RefSeq lists its product as uncharacterized. The coding region runs from base 25 to 630 and encodes 201 amino acids. The transcript has 2 exons. The record is from RefSeq and is a predicted model, not a curated record. NCBI's taxonomy places the organism in Eukaryota, Viridiplantae, Streptophyta, Magnoliopsida, Solanales, Convolvulaceae.